AAAAAAAUCAAAGGGGGAAAAACUCGAGAGAGAGCGCAGCAACCCCCAGCGGCUGCAGCAAGUGAGUGCAAACCUCAGAAACCCAACAAAAAACCUUAUCACAAUUCACAUCCCAAACUUCACCACUCCCUUCUCUUCUUCAUCCUCUCUUCUUUUCUCCAUUAUCUCUAUACACUCCUAGUGAGUAGAUUUUCUCCAGUUUCUCUGGUUCAAUUUGUUGUUUAUUACAGCGAUUCCAUGGACCCGAAAGAAGCGACGGCGUACCCUGUCUCGGAAGCUUCCUCAGGUUUGAACUAUAAUAGUGGGAGUAAUGGUAAGGGUACCGUAUCCGAGGAUGAGGACUAUGCGAGCGGGAAUGAGGAGUUUGAGACGGGGUUGGAUAAUCCGGUUUUGGAUGAGGUGAAGGCCAUUGGGGAGGGGAAUUCUGAUGCCUCCGCAAAGCUUGAAUCGUUACCGGUUUCUGGGGUCACGGUGAAUGAUAAUGAUGAUGUUGGAAAAGGAAGUAAGGAUGUCGAGGGAGGUGAAAAUAUGGUGUGGGGAGAUUCUGAGGAUGGUUCAGCUGUAGCUGGCGGUGAGGAGGAUAAGGUUAGUGGGUUUGGGGGUUUUGAUGAGAAGGGUGAAAGUCCGGAUUUGACGGAUAAAUUGGGCGUGAAUUCCAAUGAGGUAGUGGUAGAAAAAAAUGGUGAGGUUGGGGAUGGCAAUGAGGGGAAGGUGGUGGCUGAGGAAGUUGAGAUUAAUGAAGGAGAGGCUGAGAAGGAAUGAAAUAGUGGAUCCUUGAGCAUUGGGGAUGAGGUGGAUGAAGCUAAAGUGAUAGAACAACCGGAGGCGGCUCUUGUUGAACAGGAAGUAUUGGAGGUUGG
Molecule: messenger RNA, 860 nt
Organism: Sesamum indicum (sesame)
Lineage: Eukaryota; Viridiplantae; Streptophyta; Magnoliopsida; Lamiales; Pedaliaceae
Gene: TOC159
Product: translocon at the outer envelope membrane of chloroplasts 159
Biological process (GO): protein targeting to chloroplast
Cellular component (GO): chloroplast outer membrane
Molecular function (GO): GTP binding; GTPase activity
Source: RefSeq, a predicted model, not a curated record